AGACUUGGAGCUGUGACGACAGAGUCGCUCAGAGCAUGCAGCACAAGUUCGUCGCCAUAGCUAUAGUAACGGUCUUCCAGAUAUCUGAUGCGCAAUGCAGUAGAUUACCUUCUAUUUACAUUCUCUAAUUAUUGUGUAAUUCUCCAAUAGCGAUUAUCAGCGUGGAAUCGCAUCAAUCCUCUCGCUGGUACAAUCCAAAAACGCCAAGACAUCACGGCCCUCGCCGCACCCGCCGACCUCAUCGCAAGCGCACCUCUCCAAACCAACAACCUCACUCAUCGCGCCCCUCUCCACACCGCGCAAACUCCACAAUCAUGCAGCCUACACUCCGCCGGAUGGCCGGCCACAACCACGGCAUGAUCCACGCGGAUCCCGCCAUCAUCAAAUGGGCCACCAUGACCACGAACCGCCACAAGUACUUCCGCUGGACACGACGAACAGCCUGGAUCACAUUCGCAUAUGUUGCAUUGGUACCUGGUCUGCUGGGCGCCGCGGGAUACUGGGCUGAGGGAAGGUGGGAUAUGCGUGGUAAGCGAAGGGGAGAUACUAUCUCUGAGUUUUAAGUGGAGGAGACAUCUGGAGGAAAAGAAGAGAUAUGAAGGAGGUGGGAAGGGAUCAAAUCGCAUUGCUGUUGGAGCGGUGCGGUGUGUACAUUGAAUGCGAAAGAAGUACUAUCGGAAACUAUCCAAGGGAUUUAUACGGGUUUAUCUUGUCUUUGUGUUCAAGUUUUGUGUUUGUACUAACCAGCUCCUGCAUAGGGUGUGUUUGGCAAAACAAGAGUUGUGGCGGUAAUACGGUAUUGCUAGACGUCUACGAGCGAUACAUGAAUGAUCCAGUGCUGAAACACUAAUAGUGGCAGUCAGGCCUAUUGUUCGGCAGUCUCUCAUGUUCCUACUGGCGACACAUGAUGCAAAGACCACCAGUGUCUUCAAAAGCCAUAGGACUAGUCAGCUAUCUUGCCGUCACUACCUUCGCCGGAAACUCCUUCGCUGUCAAGUUAAUUUCAAGGAAC
Bipolaris sorokiniana ND90Pr is the source of this 1012-nucleotide messenger RNA. RefSeq lists its product as uncharacterized. The coding region runs from base 315 to 563 and encodes 82 amino acids. The record is from RefSeq and is a predicted model, not a curated record. Lineage: Eukaryota; Fungi; Ascomycota; Dothideomycetes; Pleosporales; Pleosporaceae. The transcript has 4 exons.